Molecule: messenger RNA, 381 nt
Organism: Rotaria socialis
Lineage: Eukaryota; Metazoa; Rotifera; Eurotatoria; Philodinida; Philodinidae
Source: the annotation of a GenBank genome assembly
AUGUAUACUAAUAGAAGUUCACUUUUGCUUCUCGGGCUUACAAUAUCUCUAAUUCUUCUUUGGUGUACAGUUCAACCAUCAUAUGCUGACACAAGUGAAGAUGAAAAGCACCCUGUAGUUGAUAGUACUGCAGAAGAAAAUAAUGUUGAUGAUGAAUUGGAAGAUUUUGCUGAAUUUUACCGACGUGCAUCUUUACGUCCCUAUGGUCUACAGCAACGGGCAUCACUUCGACCAUACGCUGGAAAACGUGCAUCCCUUCGACCAUACGCUGGAAAACGUGCAUCACUUCGACCAUACGCUGGAAAACGUGCAUCAUUACGUCCGGCAAAUUAUAUGGGCAAAAGAUUACGGCGAAAUGUCUUAUCCUUUGAUGAAUACUGA